GUGUUUACUGAUAGACUCACAGCGCUCAGUUUAGUGAAGAAAUAUAAAGAUUCUAGAUUCAAAGUUUUUAAAAAUAGACAAGAUGCUGAAGAUUUCACCAAACAUACUGUCAAUCAAACUAAAUCUCCUUCACAUAGUCAGAUUUCAGAAUCUGGAAUAGAAAAGACUUCAACUGGUAUUGCCGUGGAGAAAAGUGCAUUCAGAGGACCGAAGCCUGGUGAGGUUGUGACAUUACGCCGUUCUAUAGAGAGGGGUGAUACAGAGCUGUUUAAAACUACAGUAUGGGAGAAUCCUAGAUAUCUGAUUAGCAGUGCUGAUACACCUGUCAUUUUACAUGAAGGACUACGAUACAAUGCUCUACAUGUAGCUGCCAUCUCAAACAAACCAGCCAUGUGUAAAGUGAUCCUAAAUACCAUAUCUAACCCUGAGUUUACUCAGAAACUGUACUGUUUUAGUCAUGAGAGUGAAGAAACUAAACAACGCAGAAUAGAUUUUAUAUUUGAUCUAUACCUUAAUAUGCCUGAUAAAGGGAAUGGCGAGUCACCAUUACAUUUUGCCUGUAAAUUUGGUUUUCCUGAUGUUGUUAGAGUGUUAUUAGAAUAUCCUGGAGUAGAUAGAAAAUUGUUGAAUAGAUAUGAUGAGACACCUGCUAAGGUAUGUUGUUCUAGAAGUAAGAAUCCAACACCAGAAUUAAAGGCCAGAAUAGAAGAACUGCUGCAAGGAUUAUGUUAUGUUCCAUUGUUACGAUCUGAAGAUAAUACUACAGCUCCAGUGAUUGGUCAACCAUGGUCACCUGAUAAUAUACUGGAACCCCAUGAUUUAUUAAAUAAAAACCCCACAGAUCCUCAGCUGACUGUCAGAGCUUAUGCUGGUCCCAUGUCCCCAUCGCGGGCUAGAGUAUUCCAUAGACAGUGGACCACCCCACCCUCACCAUCUCCUAGGAAACAACCAUCUCAGUCUAAUCCUAGGAGAGAAGAUGGAGAUAAGGGUCUUGAAAGAAUAGGCAGACAACUGGCUCAUGAAAUGCACGUGGCAUGGCUAGAACAUUGGGAAUUUCUGGAUGCAUUUGUCGAUUUCUCUACGGAAAAAGGAAUCGGAAUCUUAGAAGAAUAUCUGUUGAAACAACAA
This is a messenger RNA of Lottia gigantea (owl limpet), 1128 nucleotides long. RefSeq lists its product as hypothetical. The record is from RefSeq and is a predicted model, not a curated record. NCBI's taxonomy places the organism in Eukaryota, Metazoa, Mollusca, Gastropoda, Lottiidae. Gene Ontology annotation, cellular component: endoplasmic reticulum. The transcript is spliced from 8 exons. Gene Ontology annotation, molecular function: protein phosphatase 2A binding. Gene Ontology annotation, biological process: negative regulation of phosphorylation. The annotation marks the transcript as partial.